CUCAUGUUGCAGCAUAAGCAGGAUUGACUAGAAGUCAUUGGAUUUAAUAGUGGAUUUGUUAUGUAGGGAACACCAAAUCCUGUUAGACGAUUGACCUUUACAAAAAGGCAUUUUCUUAAAAUACCGACCCUCCAUGUAUAACAUGGCGGACGAUGGAUUAGGUGCCAAAGCUAAAAAAAGUUGAAUUAGUUGACCUAAACUUUAAACACGGUGAUUGAGCUAUAUGUAUCAAGUGACUACUUCAUAAUCAAUACAUUAUGUCUCUUUUUUAAGUUGGUUUUUCAAUGCAUUAUGAAGAACAGAAUUAUAUUCUGCGCUGCAAUCUGCCUGGCCAUCCUAGCUGUUAUUCUCUUGGCCUUGCUCUCGCCGGUAUCCCACAGAAAACAGGCCAAGCACGACAGGAAACCUCCAUGGGCGGACCUGUCCCUUUACAUUCAACAGCCACAUUCUAAAGCAAAUUCCAGAUCUAACAAUAUGCAGCUUGUACCAAGUCCAGAUUCUGGGAUUUUUGUCUUCCGACGAAUGCUUACAAAGGGACUCGAGAACACUUCCCAGAUCGUCGGAAACGCUCAAGGUUUCAUCAUUCCUAAUGAACAGUUUGCUCGUUCGUCGUUCAAUAUCAUCUAUCUGAGUUUCGACACACUGGAAUAUUCGGGCAGCUUGAGCGUCCAUGCCAAACAUAUAGGGCAUGAGAACAGAGAAGAAAUGACAGUGGUUGGGGGGACAGGGUCUUUUGCUUUUGCACAAGGGAUAGCUAUUUUUCUUCAGACAGAGAGGCAAGCAUCUGUUACGGAUACAUCUUAUCAUUUAAAGCUUCAACUUCAAUUCCCCAAAUGAUAAUGAUAAUGCAAAGUAGUCCCACAUGCAUCUUUCUUUGAUGAUAUUUGCAAUUUUGUGUUCCCCUGGGGAAGCAUCCUCCUCAUUCCAGUUGUAAGAACUGACCGAGUAAGAAAUUCAUUGAUGUUCAAAUAAAGACUAAUACAACUUGAGAGAUGGUUUUGUUCUUUUUA
Cucurbita pepo subsp. pepo (vegetable marrow) is the source of this 1010-nucleotide messenger RNA. Its product is annotated as Disease resistance-responsive (dirigent-like protein) family protein. Lineage: Eukaryota; Viridiplantae; Streptophyta; Magnoliopsida; Cucurbitales; Cucurbitaceae. The record is from RefSeq and is a predicted model, not a curated record.